ACUCGCGCGCACGGAGCGACGACACCCCCGCGCGUGCACCCGCUCGGGACAGGAGCCGGACUCCUGUGCAGCUUCCCUCGGCCGCCGGGGGCCUCCCCGCGCCUCGCCGGCCUCCAGGCCCCCUCCUGGCUGGCGAGCGGGCGCCACAUCUGGCCCGCACAUCUGCGCUGCCGGCCCGGCGCGGGGUCCGCAGAGGGCGCGGCGCGGAGGCGCAGCCAGGGGUCCGGGAAGGCGCCGUCCGCUGCGCUCGGGGCUCGGUCUAUGACGAGCAGCGGGGUCUGCCAUGGGUCGGGGGCUGCUCAGGGGCCUGUGGCCGCUGCACAUCGUCCUGUGGACGCGUAUCGCCAGCACGAUCCCACCGCACGUUCAGAAGUCGGAUGUGGAAAUGGAGGCCCAGAAAGAUGAAAUCAUCUGCCCCAGCUGUAAUAGGACUGCCCAUCCACUGAGACAUAUUAAUAACGACAUGAUAGUCACUGACAACAAUGGUGCAGUCAAGUUUCCACAACUGUGUAAAUUUUGUGAUGUGAGAUUUUCCACCUGUGACAACCAGAAAUCCUGCAUGAGCAACUGCAGCAUCACCUCCAUCUGUGAGAAGCCACAGGAAGUCUGUGUGGCUGUAUGGAGAAAGAAUGACGAGAACAUAACACUAGAGACAGUUUGCCAUGACCCCAAGCUCCCCUACCAUGACUUUAUUCUGGAAGAUGCUGCUUCUCCAAAGUGCAUUAUGAAGGAAAAAAAAAAGCCUGGUGAGACUUUCUUCAUGUGUUCCUGUAGCUCUGAUGAGUGCAAUGACAACAUCAUCUUCUCAGAAGGUAGAUGUAAAAUCAGACAUAUAGGUUCAAACAAUCAAUUGCAAAGGAGCACUUGUCAAAACACUGGCUGGGAAUCUGCUCAUGUGAUGAAGACCCCAGGGUUUAGAGAAUAUAACACCAGCAAUCCUGACUUGUUGCUAGUCAUAUUUCAAGUGACAGGCAUCAGCCUCCUGCCACCACUGGGAGUUGCCAUAUCUGUCAUCAUCAUCUUCUAUUGCUACCGCGUUAACCGGCAGCAGAAGCUGAGUUCAACCUGGGAAACCGGCAAGACGCGGAAGCUCAUGGAGUUCAGCGAGCACUGUGCCAUCAUCCUGGAAGAUGACCGCUCUGACAUCAGCUCCACGUGCGCCAACAACAUCAACCACAACACAGAGCUGCUGCCCAUUGAGCUGGACACCCUGGUGGGGAAAGGUCGCUUUGCUGAGGUCUAUAAGGCCAAGCUGAAGCAGAACACUUCAGAGCAGUUUGAGACAGUGGCAGUCAAGAUAUUUCCCUAUGAGGAGUAUGCCUCUUGGAAGACAGAGAAGGACAUCUUCUCAGACAUCAAUCUGAAGCAUGAGAACAUACUCCAGUUCCUGACGGCUGAGGAGCGGAAGACGGAGUUGGGGAAACAGUACUGGCUGAUCACCGCCUUCCACGCCAAGGGCAACCUACAGGAGUACCUGACGCGGCAUGUCAUCAGCUGGGAGGACCUGCGCAAGCUGGGCAGCUCCCUCGCCCGGGGGAUUGCUCACCUUCACAGUGAUCACACUCCAUGUGGGAGGCCCAAGAUGCCCAUCGUGCACAGGGACCUCAAGAGCUCCAAUAUCCUCGUGAAGAACGACCUAACCUGCUGCCUGUGUGACUUUGGGCUUUCCCUGCGUCUGGACCCUACUCUGUCUGUGGAUGACCUGGCUAACAGUGGGCAGGUGGGAACUGCAAGAUACAUGGCUCCAGAAGUCCUAGAAUCCAGGAUGAAUUUGGAGAAUGUUGAGUCCUUCAAGCAGACCGAUGUCUACUCCAUGGCUCUGGUGCUCUGGGAAAUGACAUCUCGCUGUAAUGCAGUGGGAGAAGUAAAAGAUUAUGAGCCUCCAUUUGGUUCCAAGGUGCGGGAGCACCCCUGUGUCGAAAGCAUGAAGGACAACGUGUUGAGAGAUCGAGGGCGACCAGAAAUUCCCAGCUUCUGGCUCAACCACCAGGGCAUCCAGAUGGUGUGUGAGACGUUGACUGAGUGCUGGGACCACGACCCAGAGGCCCGUCUCACAGCCCAGUGUGUGGCAGAACGCUUCAGUGAGCUGGAGCAUCUGGACAGGCUCUCGGGGAGGAGCUGCUCGGAGGAGAAGAUUCCUGAAGAUGGCUCCCUAAACACUACCAAAUAGCUCUUCUGGGGCAGGCUGGGCCAUGUCCAAAGAGGCUGCCCCUCUCACCAAAGAACAGAGGCAGCAGGAAGCUGCCCCUGAACUGAUGCUUCCUGGAAAACCAAGGGGGUCACUCCCCUCCCUGUAAGCUGUGGGGAUAAGCAGAAACAACAGCAGCAGGGAGUGGGUGACAUAGAGCAUUCUAUGCCUUUGACAUUGUCAUAGGAUAAGCUGUGUUAGCACUUCCUCAGGAAAUGAGAUUGAUUUUUACAAUAGCCAAUAACAUUUGCACUUUAUUAAUGCCUGUAUAUAAAUAUGAAUAGCUAUGUUUUAUAUAUAUAUAUAUCUAUAUAUGUCUAUAUCUCUAUAUAUAUAGCCAUACCUUGAAAAGAGACAAGGAAAAACAUCAAAUAUUCCCAGGAAAUUGGUUUUAUUGGAGAACUCCAGAACCAAGCAGAGAAGGAAGGGACCCAUGACAGCAUUAGCAUUUGACAAUCACACAUGCAGUGGUUCUCUGACUGUAAAACAGUGAACUUUGCAUGAGGAAAGAGGCUCCAUGUCUCACAGCCAGCUAUGACCACAUUGCACUUGCUUUUGCAAAAUAAUCAUUCCCUGCCUAGCACUUCUCUUCUGGCCAUGGAACUAAGUACAGUGGCACUGUUUGGGGACCAGUGUUCCCGGGGUUCCUGUGUGCCCUUAUUUCUCCUGGACUUUUCAUUUAAGCUCCAAGCCCCAAAUCUGGGGGGCUAGUUUAGAAACUCUCCCUCAACCUAGUUUAGAAACUCUACCCCGUCUUUAAUACCUUGAAUGUUUUGAACCCCACUUUUUACCUUCAUGGGUUGCAGAAAAAUCAGAACAGAUGUCCCCAUCCAUGCGAUUGCCCCACCACCUACUAAUGAAAAAUUGUUCUUUUUUUCAUCUUUCCCCUGCACUUAUGUUACUAUUCUCUGCUCCCAGCCUUCAUCCUUUUCUAAAAAGGAGCAAAUUCUCACUCUAGGCUUUAUCGUGUUUACUUUUUCAUUACACUUGACUUGAUUUUCUAUUUUUCUAUACAAACACCAAUGGGUUCCAUCUUUCUGGGCUCCUGAUGGCUCAAGCACAGUUUGGCCUGAUGAAGAGGAUUUCAACUACACAAUACUAUCAUUGUCAGGACUAUGACCUCAGGCACUCCAAACAUAUGUUUUGUUUGGUCAGCACAGCGUUUCAGAAAGUGAAGCCACUUUAUAAAUAGUUGGAGAUUUUGCAGGAAAAUCUGGAUCCCCAGGUAAGGAUAGCAGAUGGUUUUCAGUUAUCUCCAGUCCACGUUCACAAAACGUGAAGGUGUGGAGACACUUACAAAGCUGCCUCACUUCUCACUGUAAACAUUAGCUCGUUCCACUGCCUACCUGGACCCCAGUCUAGGAAUUAAAUCUGCACCUAACCAAGGUCCCUUGUAAGAAAUGUCCAUUCAAGCAGUCAUUCUCUGGGUAUAUAAUAUGAUUUUGACUACCUUAUCUGGUGUUAAGAUUUGAAGUUGGCCUUUUAUUGGACUAAAGGGGAACUCCUUUAAGGGUCUCAGUUAGCCCAAGUUUCUUUUGCUUAUAUGUUAAUAGUUUUACCCUCUGCAUUGGAGAGAGGAGUGCUUUACUCCAAGAAGCUUUCCUCAUGGUUACCGUUCUCUCCAUCAUGCCAGCCUUCUCAACCUUUGCAGAAAUUACUAGAGAGGAUUUGAAUGUGGGACACAAAGGUCCCAUUUGCAGUUAGAAAAUUUGUGUCCACAAGGACAAGAACAAAGUAUGAGCUUUAAAACUCCAUAGGAAACUUGUUAAUCAACAAAGAAGUGUUAAUGCUGCAAGUAAUCUCUUUUUUAAAACUUUUUGAAGCUACUUAUUUUCAGCCAAAUAGGAAUAUUAGAGAGGGACUGGUAGUGAGAAUAUCAGCUCUGUUUGGAUGGUGGAAGGUCUCAUUUUAUUGAGAUUUUUAAGAUACAUGCAAAGGUUUGGAAAUAGAACCUCUAGGCACCCUCCUCAGUGUGGGUGGGCUGAGAGUUAAAGACAGUGUGGCUGCAGUAGCGUAGAGGCGCCUAGAAAUUCCACUUGCACCGUAGGGCAUGCUGAUACCAUCCCAAUAGCUGUUGCCCAUUGACCUCUAGUGGUGAGUUUCUAGAAUACUGGUCCAUUCAUGAGAUAUUCAGGAUUCAAGAGUAUUCUCACUUCUGGGUUAUCAGCAUAAACUGGAAUGUAGUGUCAGAGGAUACUGUGGCUUGUUUUGUUUAUGUUUUUUUUUUCUUAUUCAAGAAAAAAGACCAAGGAAUAACAUUCUGUAGUUCCUAAAAAUACUGACUUUUUUCACUACUAUACAUAAAGGGAAAGUUUUAUUCUUUUAUGGAACACUUCAGCUGUACUCAUGUAUUAAAAUAGGAAUGUGAAUGCUAUAUACUCUUUUUAUAUCAAAAGUCUCAAGCACUUAUUUUCAUUCUAUGCAUUGUUUGUCUUUUACAUAAAUAAAAUGUUUAUUAGAUUGAAUAAAGCAAAAUACUCAGGUGAG
This is a messenger RNA of Pan troglodytes (chimpanzee), 4675 nucleotides long. It is a transcript of the gene TGFBR2, whose product is annotated as transforming growth factor beta receptor 2. The coding region runs from base 284 to 2170 and encodes 628 amino acids. The record is from RefSeq and is a predicted model, not a curated record. Gene Ontology annotation, cellular component: signaling receptor complex; plasma membrane. Gene Ontology annotation, biological process: cellular response to growth factor stimulus; cell surface receptor protein serine/threonine kinase signaling pathway; protein phosphorylation. Gene Ontology annotation, molecular function: transforming growth factor beta receptor activity, type II; ATP binding; metal ion binding. The transcript has 9 exons. Lineage: Eukaryota; Metazoa; Chordata; Mammalia; Primates; Hominidae.